GGAACAGAGAGAGAGACCCACGGUGCCGGGUGGUGCCCUCCCCCCCCCCCCCCCCCCCAUCUCUCUCUCUCUCUCUCUCUCUCUCUUUUCCUCUUCUUCUUUCGUUCGAAAGUGACGAUAUAUAUAUCGUCUGAUAAUAUACUAAGACGUAUUUAUUUUCUCUUAAAUACAGUCACACUUCUAUCUGCUUUAUUCUACUAUUUACUUUGAUUAUAUUCUAACUAUUAGUGGUUAAAAAAUUGUUGCAUCGUCAUCAUCACAAAUUAAAGUUGUGAGUUUUUUUUUAAUCAAUAUAAAAACUUUUUUGUUCUUAUUUAGUUGAAAUUAAUACCUGUAAUAAAAUGUGAAACUUGUGCUUAUUGCCGUCAUUUAAAGAAAGAUGGUCCUCUUCGACGUAUUUAUCUUGGACAAGGUGCAUAUGAAAUGUUUGACAGUGUUUGUAUGCCAUGGUACUACCAUCCAUCAUGUGCUGUUGCUCAUUCCAAAGAGUGUAAUGAUCCUUUUAAUAGUUUAGAUAUUCAAGCAUUAAGUGGUUUUAAAAAAAAAAGUGAAGAACGAUUUAAUUAG
Rotaria sp. Silwood2 is the source of this 567-nucleotide messenger RNA. The record is from the annotation of a GenBank genome assembly. Lineage: Eukaryota; Metazoa; Rotifera; Eurotatoria; Philodinida; Philodinidae.